This is a messenger RNA of Nicotiana tabacum (common tobacco), 1210 nucleotides long. The record is from RefSeq and is a predicted model, not a curated record. Lineage: Eukaryota; Viridiplantae; Streptophyta; Magnoliopsida; Solanales; Solanaceae.
UUCUUUCUAAUUAGGCACUCGACCCCUUCCUUUUCCCCCCUUUUUUACCCUAGACCGGACGCUUCGUCAUCUGGCUUCUUCUCUUUUGUUGCUUUGGAUCGAUAUUUUUUUAAGCCCUAAAUCUCCGCUUUUGUCAUCGAAAAUUCUCUCAAUUGCUUUGUAUCUCGUUUCGUCCAGCUAAUUGAAGCUCAACAGCAGCUUCUUCGUGCACAGUGGCCGCUUCUUCAGGGGUAUGACAGGUUCCUAGCCUCAACUUUUUCUCAGGCGAGUAACGUCAUUAUUCGACUCCCUUUCUUUUUCCCCCAUCUUUUACCCGUAAGACUAGAUAUAGGGAGGCAGGCAGUUUUUGAUGGCCGUGGUUUCAAUUUUAAAGUUGAUUAGAUUACCUGGUUUAUGUACUUGUAGUCAAUCAGCCGUUCGUCUCAUAGUGGGUGAUGACUGGCGGUGGUUUCUUCUUAAUUUUAUUCCCUUAUGGUGUAUAUGGGCUGUCUUUCCAAUUUUUGUGGAGGAUGCCGGUCCUGUCACCUUUUUCAGUUACUAUAUUGUUAGCACUAAUGCUUAUCUGAUUCCAUGGUACUCUGUUUGUUAUUGGCAUCGCGAGAUGUCGCCUUUCCGGUUAAUUGGUGCUAAGGCGAAAUUUAUGAUUGAGGUCAUUCCUAUGAUAGUUGCAGCAGCCUUGCAUCACCUUUUGGAGUACAAUGUUGGUUAUUUCGUUAUACUGCUAGGCUGCACCGCAUGUGUCUAUAUCUUUACCCACUUCAUGCACGCAGCAUAUGAUAUUGGACUUUUUGACUUUUUGCUGGGAUUAGCAAUGCUUGUUCUUGUUCACUGGCUGAAUGAAGAAUUGUUAGUUGGUGUUUUGGUUUUGAGCUUCUGCCUUUGUUUAAGUUUCUACAGAUACAUGACGUAUUGUGCUCCUGAAUUACCUAAUCAUCCUAAAAAAGAGUUGGAGGAGGAGCUGCCUUGUUGAUAUGAAGGGGACAUUUGCGUACCUUUCCAGUAUCUCUUAAAUUUAUGAGUUACUUUUUCUUUUGAGAUGACAUGUAUUUGUUCUAGCUUUAUCUUUGUGUCCUUGUAGACGCAGCUAGGAUUUCAACCUUAUGGUUUCUGGAUUUUAGAACGAUGAUUCCAAGUGUUAGUGACUGGGUUCUAUAUUUAAUAUUUGUACAUAUUUAAUAAAUUCUAAAUACUAAGGAUCUGUUUGGCCAUA